This is a messenger RNA of Tachysurus fulvidraco (yellow catfish), 1968 nucleotides long. RefSeq lists its product as uncharacterized. NCBI's taxonomy places the organism in Eukaryota, Metazoa, Chordata, Actinopteri, Siluriformes, Bagridae. The transcript has 14 exons. The coding region runs from base 464 to 1585 and encodes 373 amino acids. Gene Ontology annotation, molecular function: phosphatidylinositol binding. The record is from RefSeq and is a predicted model, not a curated record.
AAGUGGUUAUGUUUAACGUGUGUGUGUCUGUGUGUCUGUGUGUGGCUUUUGUGUGAGAGAAAUAUAUUUAUUAUCUCAUGCAAUGCAUUUGUAAAAAGAAUAAACACACAUCUAGUAAUUUCUCUCUCGUUCUCACACACAUAAACAGACAUAACAAUAAUUAAACUCCUAUUUAAAAUCCCUGGGAUAAACUGCAGGCUUCGCACAAGCUGAUCAUGGGACUGCUGCUGUAACCUUUGACUCACAGGAUAUCCUGCUUUCCAAAAGUUGUACAUGCAGGCAGAUUUUAUGAGUGUGUGUAUAUGAGUGUGUGAGGUGGAAAGAGUAAUCAACAAUUUAUAGGAGAAGAAGGAAUUGUUCGGCUGCCACGUUAAGGACACGUCCUGAGCGUCACGUUCUCUGUGUUUGUGUGAGUUUUGUUUUCUGAGAGAAAUUUUGUCUGAAGCUCUUCUAGAGAAAUCAAAUGGAGGGCUCAAAUGAUCAGUUGGCGCUGAGUGUGAACGCUAACAGCAUUAAGAUUAGCGACGUUACUCAGGAUGGAGACACGCUAACCUUCGCCAUCACAUCUCAGAAGCUGAACAGUGAUAAUGGGAUCUGCGUCUUUAGGACCUAUGAAGAUUUUGACCGGCUGCAGCAGAGUCUUUUCUCUCAGGAGGACAUUGCAGGACUCCAUGGAGUGAUAUUUCCUCCUCUUCCAGCCAAACCGCUGCCUUCCAGUUCACACACCCAAGCUAAAGCUCUCAAACUCCUGGGAUUCCUGGCUCUGGGCAAUAACUGGCAGCUUUACUGUAAGGCUUUAGAGUUUUACCUGCAGCAGGUGGCAGCACACAGCAUCCUGGGAAAAAGCACAUUGCUGCCCAGCUUCCUCAGCAGCACAGAGUCACCCGGUAAUCAGCGCAGCAAAAAGAGCAUCUUAGAGCGCUUUAGUCAUGCUGUGGAGGAAAUGAGGAAGGAAAGUCACAGGAGUCCUCAGGACGUGGACCAAUUCUUUCACAACGAGAGAGAAAGCAGCACAAACAUGACAGCUCUGUUUAAAGCUACCACAGAGAAAUUCCUCGACAUCGUGCUGGCCAAUCAGAGGCUUUCUUUGGCAUGUGGUCAUUUCUCCACAUCAUUACGUCUCUGUCUUACUCAAGACGAUCUGUCUGUUGUGGCCUCUAAGAUUUAUCUGAAACUGUCAGACAUAAUGGAUGCAGUGAAAAGCAAUCUUGACAAAGUGUCUGAGAACGACGUGUGCACCUUGGGGUUGGGUUUGGAUUUUGAGUCUCGCUACCAGGAGGCAAAGAGAGAGAUGUUGUUCAGAAGGACCUGUAAACUAGUGGAACUGGAAGCCAUUAUUAAGAACGCAGAAAAGGCCAAACCCAAUAAGAAAAUAGUUAUGGAGAAAAUUCAGACCAUCACACAGAAAGAGUUUAAUCUCAUCUCAUCAGUGGCCAAGGAAGAGAUCGAGUGGUACCAUAAAGCACGUGUGAUCGUGUUACGAGACUUUCUGACCCGUUGGUGUGAGAAGCAGCUGCACACAGCCAGGGAAUCUGCCGCUCUCUUCUCUCAGCACCUGGAGGCUUGUCGACAAUUUCCUGUCUAAUACAACAUCCCUUUAAACCAAUUACUGCUCACUGUUAAACCUAUACCCAUCUGAUUUUCUCCCAGAAUUGUCCUGGAUUGUUAUUUCUCUGGAAUGUAAAUGAUCGACACUUUAAAAGAAACGAGUGAUUUCAUGUGUGUUACACUUUACGAUACAGAAAAUAAAAAAAAGAACACAAAUGAUAGAUAUCAUUAGGUUGGAAUCUCUAAAAUAUUUCACCGCUUAACAACCCAGCUGAUGAAUUCUUAAAUCUGAUUGGUCAGAAGGUGUUGAUUGAUUUUCUAAAAGUGAAGCUCUGAUUGAUUACGGUUAAGGGAACGUUAACACGAUGUUGUUUCUGUAUAAUGUGGGAACUCGUACAGAUUAAAAACAUGUGUAUUCGU